UAGCAGGCUAAUGACGAUGUUUACGACAUAUUGCUGUUUUGCGGUAAUACGGGAUAACGACAUGUUGCUGUAUUGCGGCAGUCAAAGAUUACAUGACGUCACUUCCGUCAUGCACGAAGCUCUGAGGAAUAAAAACACCUGACAAGACUCCUUGAUGAAGGUAGCAGUACCUGUUUGCGGACCACAUGGCGAUAGGGCUGUUUAGUUUCUCCCCUGGGGACCCUCGCAGACUGGUGUUCGGGGUGCUGUUGUUACUGCUGGUGGAUGCUAUAUGGGUCGGAUCAUCAGAGCUCACCAAGUACAUCUACCAGAAUGCUGGGUUUGACAAGCCUUACUUCAGCACCUAUGCCAAGACUUCCAUGUUUAUCCUGUACCUCGGAGGCUUCCUGUUCUGGAGACCAUGGAGGGAACAGUGCUGCAGCCAUGUCAGGAAAACUGACAGUACCAACACACAUAAUGGGACAGUGGUUGUAGAUGCAGACAACAAUGAAACCAGCUCUGAUCAGGACCCAGACCUACCAGAAGAUGGGCAGGACUCAAAAUUGAGUGAACCCCUGUACGUCCCCAUCAAACUGAGUGACAGUGAGAGAAGCAGUGUGGCGAGUGAUCUGGACAAACUGGAGUCAGUGGAAACAAGUCCGGCUCUUCUGAAAAAGAAAGGCAAGGUCAGAUUCAGUAACCUGCUGGAAGUAAGACACAUGUCAGGCACUGAAGCCGAGGCAGCUAACCUGGCCAGGAUGUCCUACACAGCCUCCCUCAGACUGGAGGAGUCCCACAGUAGAAGUGCUAACAAACUGCACCCCAAACAAGUGGCUAAGAUAGCCCUGCUGUUCUGUAUACCGUGGUUCCUUGGGAAUCUGUCAUAUCAGGAGGCCCUGGAUGAGACCCAGGCUGCUGUAGUCAACAUCUUGUCAUCUACCUCAGGCCUGUUUACCUUGAUCCUGGCAGCUCUGUUUCCCAGCUCCUACGGAGACAAGUUCACAGCGUCUAAGUUGGUAGCAGUUCUCUUAAGUAUUGGAGGGAUAGUGUUGGUGUCCAUGUCUCACACAAACCAGCAGGACCAGCUACAGCUGGGCGCACUCUGGGCUCUGUGUGGGGCGGCUCUGUAUGCAGUCUACCUGGUCAUGCUGAAGAAGAAAGUAGAUAAUGAAGAAAGGCUGGAUAUUCCCAUGUUUUUUGGUUUUGUAGGCAUGUUCAACAUGGUCCUGCUGUGGCCAGGCCUCCUGGUCCUGCACCAUCUCAAGCUGGAGUCAUUUGUGUGGCCGACUCCACAGCAAUGGAUGUACUUAGCACUCAAUGGGCUGAUUGGAACAGUUCUGUCAGAAUUCCUCUGGUUGUGGGGCUGUUUUCUCACAUCGUCACUGAUAGCAACCUUGUCUCUCAGCCUUACCAUUCCUCUCACUGUCCUGGUGGACAUAUUCCUCAAAAAGGUGUCUUUUAAUUGGAUGUUCUUCAUGGGAAUCCCUCCUGUCUUCCUGUCCUUUUUUGCGGUGACGUUCCUGUCUCACUGGGAUGACUGGGACCCUGUCAUGGUGGUGCUGAAGAAAGCUCUACAUUGUUUCUGCCACUGUAGAAGAAGAACUCAUGCAAGGAGUCCUGAGGACCUGGAGCAGAGGGAAAGUCUUAUAGGAAUAGAAGAUGGAUCUGGAAGCCAGGAGGAGAUGGAGGGCUGUACAUAACAACUGCACUGUGGAGGGUUCUACUGUAGUACACAUCAAUAAGACAAUGUAGAGCACAUAUUAGAUCAGGGUUGUAGGCAGCCUGAAAUCAUUUUCCGUCCCCUUGAUUUUGAAUGGGAAUCCUAUCGAGCGCCGAAAGUGUGAGACAUUGUGAGACGUUCCAAGGGGGGUCUUGGGUUCUUGAAAAUUUUGAAAUCUAAACCCUCUGAAAUGCUAUUUCCUGCAUUUUGAGGUGUAAAUUUUGCUGGUAAACUAUGCUGUUCAACCAUAUCUGCUUUUGGUGAAAAAUUACACAAGGCUUUCAGGGUUUUUUUAAUCUUAACACAUCGAUUUUUGUCCGUCACAGAGGACGGAAUGGGCAAAAAAAAAAUUCCGUCCCCAGCUGCAAAAUUCCAUUGAAGGACAGAAGGGCGGACACUGGCUACAACCCUGUAUUAGAUUAGAACUUCUGAUGGUCCAAGUUGUAUGUGAACAAUGAAGAUGAGGUCAAUGGUAAUGUUGUGGCUGUUCUUAGGCCCUGGUGAUUUGAUUAUAUGGAUGACAUCCUCUGGGAACUCCACAACUGAUCCAAGGUUGUGAAUGAAAAGAAUUAGGCUAAAGAUAAAGUUUCCAUCAUAAUGAUAUCUAAGUGGUCAGUAAAGUUGAACAAAUAUCUCA
Branchiostoma floridae (Florida lancelet) is the source of this 2336-nucleotide messenger RNA. Its product is annotated as solute carrier family 35 member F5-like. Gene Ontology annotation, biological process: regulation of peptide transport. The transcript has 14 exons. The record is from RefSeq and is a predicted model, not a curated record. The coding region runs from base 186 to 1679 and encodes 497 amino acids. Gene Ontology annotation, cellular component: membrane. Lineage: Eukaryota; Metazoa; Chordata; Leptocardii; Amphioxiformes; Branchiostomatidae.